AUGACGAAGGAUGUUUUCUUGGGUUGGAAUUGGUACAGCAAUCGGGCAGUGGAAGGUAGAAUUUUGUUGGUUUGGAAACAUGAUAUAGUUCAAGUUACUAUUACUCAAGAGAUGGACCAGCUAAUCAAUUGUGAAGUGAAGAUCAAGGGUGUUAAUCAAACAACUUAUCUGUCUUUUGCGUAUGUUUUUGAAUUUGAUGAUCGUAUUGGAGGUAGAUUGGUAGCUGCUUUGGAAGUAGAAGAUAGUCGUCAAUGGAGGGCUAAAGCUUUGUUGAAUGAACUAAGAUCUAGUGGUUCUAUCUUUAUUUGGUCUAACAAACAAAAAGAAGGUUCAAGAAUCUUCUCAAAGUUGAACAUAGUUUUUAUCAAUGAACUGUGGCUUGAUAUCUUUCCUGAUUCAGAGGCUCGGAUUAACUGGGAUACAAUAUCUGAUCAUUGUUAUUGUAUCAUCAAAACAGUUCAGUUUCAGUUCAACAAGAAGCAAGUUGGUGAUGUUGUCCAGAAUUAUGCAGCAGCUAAACAGAAAUAUGAGUUGGCCCAAUUCUUGUUGCACCAGUCUCCUUCUUCGAGUAUGUUACAGCAGGAAGAGAUUGAGGCGGCUACUGAGUAUAUUAGAAUGUUUAAAUUGUAUGAGAGUUUCCUGAGGCAAAAAAGCAAAAUUAAUUGGCUUAGAUUUGGUGAUGAGAACACAACUUACUUUCAUGCUAGUCUGAAACAGAGGAGAAUGAGGAAUCAUAUCACUAGUUUUAUUAAUGACGAGGGUCAGAUUGUUGAGACUUAUUCAGAGGUUAUUGCUCAUUUUUACAACCAUUUUAAAGGAAUUCUUGGUAAGAAUAGUGCUACUACUGGUCGGGUUGAUCUGAACUGUUUCCAGCAGGGGUCUGUUUUGUCUUUGGAGCAACAAUUAGAACUGAUACAGCCUUUUACUAAGAAGGAUGUUAAGAGAUCUUUAUUCAAUAUCCCCUCAAUCAAGAGUCUUGGCCCAGAUGGUUUUGGCUCAGGUUUUUAUAAAGCCCUCUGGAAAGAUAUAGGGGAAGAAAUCUCUGAGGCGAUUUUGAUGUUCUUUGAGCGUGGAGUGAUUCCUGCUGAGUUGAAUGGGACAAUCUUAUCUCUUAUUCCUAAGGUUGAUUCUCCCACUAAGGCCACUGAUUAUAGACCUAUAGCCUCCUGUAACACUCUCUAUAAAUGUAUUUCUAAGAUGAUUUGUUUCCGGUUGGCUAAGAUUCUCCCUGUGAUAAUUCAUCAAAAUCAAGGAGCUUUUAUAAAGAAUAGACAGCUUGCUCAUAAUAUUUUAAUUCUUCAAGACAUUCUCCAUGGCUAUACUAGGAAGAAUAUUUCUCCCCGAUGUGUGCUAAAAAUUGAUCUUAGUAAGGCGUAUGAUUCUAUUGAUUGGGUAUUUAUGGAGGAUAUCUUGACAACUUUUUGUUUUCCUAGAAGGUUUAUUCAAUGGAUAAUGACUUGCUUGACGGGUACUUCUUAUACUCUUAUGUUCAAUGGGAGAUUACAAGGAAUUUUUGAAGGGAGAAAAGGAUUAAGACAAGGAGACCCUAUCUCUCCUCUGCUUUUUGUGCUGGCCAUGGAGUAUCUCACUAGACUUCUAAAGCAAGCUUCUCAUCACAGAGAGUUUAGAUUUCAUCCCAUGCGUAAGCAUUUGCAGCUUGUUAAUUUGUGUUUUGCGGAUGAUUUGAUUCUGUUUUCUGAGAUCAAGAAUGAUAUUCUUAAGUCUGUUUCUCUUGGAGAGGGGAGUUUUCCUAUGAAGUAUCUCGGGGUUUCUCUGAGGCCCACGAGAUGGGUGGUGGCUGAUUGUGGUGAUAUAAUCAAGAAAAUUCAGACUAGGCUCCAUGUUUGGGUUUGCCGUCCUAAAGUUUUGGGUGGUCUGGGUUUUAAGGAGGGAUCUAAUUGGAAUAAAGUUCUUUUGGCUAAAUAUCUUUGGGCUUUGUCUUCUAAGCAAGAUGUUUUAUGGGUGAAAUGGAUUAAUGAGGUCUAUCUAAAAGGUAAAUCUUUCUGGUCUUAUCAGUUGAAACUAGAUGUUAGUUGGUAUUGGCGUAAGUUGUGCUACUUGAGAGAGACCUUUUCUGAAAUGGAUUUGGAGGUUUCGACUGUACAUGGUAAACUGAACUUGAAGUUUCUGUUUAGUAGCAUGCUUCAGAGGGAUUCAGUUGGGUUUGCUAAGGCAGUGUGGUGUAGUCUUUCAAUGCCCAGGCAUCAUUUUAUACUUUGGCAACCAGUUCUUGGCCAUUUACUGACUAGAGAUAAUCUGGUUCGGUGCCAAAUUGAUGUUAGCUCUAAGUUCUGUCCGGCUUGUGAGAGUGUUGAGGAAUCUCAUAAACACUUAUUCUUUGACUGUGUUUUUUCUCAACAGGUUUGGGAGAUACUUAAGCAUUGGUUAGGUCCUGGUAUUUGGCCGAAUCAAUGGGACAAAUGGAAGCAGUGGUUAGAAGGGAAGCCUAAAAAUAUGAUGCAUCGCAUUUAUGUAGCAUCUUUGCCAGCUGCAGUUUAUAAUAUCUGGUGUAAUAGAAAUUUUUGCUUUUUUUCUCAUUUCUCCUACACUCUUCAUUGCUUAGUUAGUAUGAUCAAGAGGUGUCUUAAAGUUAGAUUGCAGGGUCGGCUGAGUCAAAAAGAUCUGAACAGGAAUUGUUGUCUCACUGAGUUUGUUAGGAUGUUAUAA
Humulus lupulus (European hop) is the source of this 2667-nucleotide messenger RNA. RefSeq lists its product as uncharacterized. The transcript is spliced from 5 exons. The record is from RefSeq and is a predicted model, not a curated record. NCBI's taxonomy places the organism in Eukaryota, Viridiplantae, Streptophyta, Magnoliopsida, Rosales, Cannabaceae. Bases 1 to 2667 code for a protein of 888 amino acids.